Messenger RNA from Musca domestica (house fly), 940 nucleotides. Its product is annotated as ficolin-2. The transcript is spliced from 6 exons. The record is from RefSeq and is a predicted model, not a curated record. NCBI's taxonomy places the organism in Eukaryota, Metazoa, Arthropoda, Insecta, Diptera, Muscidae. The coding region runs from base 9 to 905 and encodes 298 amino acids.
GUAACAAAAUGUAUUCGCCUAGAAUGAAGGCAAUUUUUAUCAUUUGCGUAUUAAAGGUCUUAGUAAAUACUAACGAUGCAGUCGAUGACAAAAUUACGCUGGAUAACGCCACCACCGAAGAGUACUAUAAUCCCUACGAGGAUGAGCAUCGUUUAAUUUUGUGGAAAAAUUUAUUCAUAAAAGUGAAUACGCUUUUGGCGGAAACGGAUAAAUUGAACAACAAAAUGUUAAAUCUGGAUAAGAAAUUGGAAGACAUUUCCACGAGACAACAGCAAAUGGAGAAGAAUAUGAACAAACUCGAAAUGGACCUUGCCAAUAGCAAAUCAAGCACAGAUCUUAUCAAAAAUUACAUGCAUGAAAUAAAUACAUGGACUACCAUUCUUCGGCGCAUGGAUGGUUCUGUAGAUUUUUAUCGUGGCUGGACGGAUUAUGAAGAAGGUUUUGGCAAUCCACCCGAUGGGGAGUUUUUCAUUGGGUUAGAAAGGCUACAUCAAUUAACCACAGCUGCUCCAGUUGUAAAAUUGAAAAUUAUUCUAAAAACAUGGGAUGACGAAGAGCGUUAUGCACUCUAUGAUGAUUUUCGAAUCGGAAACGCUACGGAAAAAUACAAAAUAAAGGCAUUGGGUGAAUAUAGCGGCAAUGCAGGUGAUAAGCUGAGGUAUCACGUUGGUCAAAAUUUUUCUACUUUUGAUGCGGAUAACGACAAUGCCGAUGGUAACUGUGCCGAGGAAUGGAAAGGUGGCUGGUGGUACAAAAAGUGUCUUGUAAGCAAUUUAACCGGUCGAUAUAAGCAAAAAGAGCAUGCUAAUUCAUCAGGAAUUUUAUGGAACAAUUUGGAAUGGAAGGGCAACUACUAUUCUUUUAAAUAUGCCGAAAUGAUGAUACGUCCGAAGGUGAAUAAUUAGAAAGUGUUAAUUAUUAAAUAAAUAUGUUUGUUAUA